Molecule: messenger RNA, 606 nt
Organism: Dracunculus medinensis (Guinea worm)
Lineage: Eukaryota; Metazoa; Nematoda; Chromadorea; Rhabditida; Dracunculidae
Source: the annotation of a GenBank genome assembly
AUGACGUCCACUGGGCAAGAAUUCGCGUUGAUAAGCGUUUCGGAUAAAAGUCAUCUCGGCGAUUUCGCGAGAGUACUUCAAGAAGUCGGAUUUAAAUUAAUUGCGACUGGCGGUACUUUCCAAUAUCUUAAGUCACACAAUUUAUCAGUUUGAAAAAUUGUACGUUAUAGUGAAGUCAGUGAUAUAACAAAUUUUGCUGUUAUGAUGGAUGGUCGCGUCAAAACAUUACAUCCGGCAAUUUUCGCUGGAAUAUUGGCACGAAAUUGCCAGUCAGAUUUCAAUGAACUUAAACAAAACAAUUUUCCGCUGAUCAGUGUUGUUGUAUGCAAUCUAUAUCCGUUUAAAAGAACUGUAGAAAGAGCUGACUGUACACUCCAUAAUGCAAUCGAAAAUAUUGAUAUCGGUGGUAUCAGUUUAUUGCGUGCAGCUGCAAAAAAUUAUUCACGAGUUACGGUAGUUUGUGAUCCUGAUGACUACAAUGUUGUGGCUAAUCAGGCAAUACCAUUUUUUUCCUCUAUACUAUUUACUAUGAUCGUCUCGUCAUCGUCUCGACAGCCAAAUAUUUCUCUGCGCCAGCAGCUUGCCUUAAAGGUAAAUUUCCGUUAG